Molecule: messenger RNA, 666 nt
Organism: Dovyalis caffra
Lineage: Eukaryota; Viridiplantae; Streptophyta; Magnoliopsida; Malpighiales; Salicaceae
Source: the annotation of a GenBank genome assembly
AUGGAACAUAUUGAUGAGGAGAUAAAAGUUAUUUCCAUUUCCCUGGAUAUAAAAGGCUCAAUAAGGGUUCAUAUACAUCAUGGCAGUCUGUCAAAACUAAUAAUCUACAGACUUUUAUUUGCUCUCAAGAUGUCUGAGGCAGCUGGUCGUGCAGAAGCGGAAUCUGAUAAGAAUAAAUGCAGGUGGAGCUUUAAACCAAGGGAAUUGCACAUCACAUGGAGUGAGAACCCAAGUAAUUGGAAGAUGCCUGAGAAAGAGAAUGAUCCUGCGGAGUUGCAGAACGUAUGUUGGCUUGAAAUAAACAGCUCAACGCCCGAACCCCUAUCCAAAGGGAAGAGGUAUGCACUGAGCUUCAAAAUAUCUUUGUCGGAACAGAAUUUUGGUUGGGAUGCAGUUCCUGCAGUUUACAUGCUGGCUAAGGUAGGGAAGAAAGGAAGGGCCAACUGGGCAAAAAUCAAUAUAGCAGAUAUGAAAGUAGGCAACGAAAUGGAAGUUCCUUACGGCAAGCUUCAAUUUGAAGUUCCGAAAUAUGCUGAAGAUACCACACUCCAUUUUGGAUUAUACGAAUUGUGGAGUGGAGGAUGGAAGGGAGGCUUAAGAAUUCACGAGGCUGUAGUUGAAAAGAUGCCUAGUCAAAUCAAUCAGUCUUCCCCGAGCAUGCGGUAG